UAAUAUUGCUUGCUCGGGAGGGUUAAAGGGUGGCACUGGCAAGGCGAACAGGCACAGGCAUAGCAUUUUGCAGCUGCCAGAUACCGCCGGUGUCGUAAACUGAAGCCAUCUAAGCUUUACAUCAAUCUAAACCGCAACCAUUUAAGUUUUACAUACGUCGUUGUGCUUCUACUUCUGUAUAACAACCUGUUGCCCGAGUCCCGGCAAAGCGCGUGAUUGUUUUCUUUUAAAACGCAGCAAAACCGGCGAAACCAUGGAUUUCCAGCAGCAACUGAGCGAUGUUGUGAAUUUGCUCUAUAAAGUCGGAGGAAUCAAAUUUGGGGAUUUUGUUAUGAAAAGCGGACGCCGUUCUCCAAUUUACAUUGACCUGAGAGUGGUCAUAUCUUACCCAAAACUCAUGGAUGAGCUGUCCAAGCUGAUGUGGAACUUUGCGGCACCGAGUAUCUCCAAAUAUGACACGGUUUGUGGUGUGCCAUACACUGCGUUGCCUAUCGCCACCCUGAUUUCCGUGCGCGAAAACAUCCCUAUGCUAAUCCGACGCAAAGAGGCCAAAGGCUACGGCACCAAAAAGCUCAUUGAAGGAGACAUUAAUGUUGGAGAUGUCUGUGUUAUCAUUGAAGAUGUUGUGACCACUGGUUCCAGCGUUUUGGAAACUGUUGCUGACCUCAGAGGCACUGGCCUCAAAGUGACUGACGCUAUUGUAAUCGUCGAUAGGGAGCAAGGAGGACCUGAAAACUUGCAUAAAGAAGGCAUCAAGUGCCACAGUGUGUGCACUUUAAUGCAGAUAAUGUCUAUUUUGAAAGAAAGUGGCAAAGUUGAUUCUACCAUGGUUGAAAAGGUGAAAGCCUAUUUGGAGGACAACAAUGACGUAACCCCGAUCUACCCAGUUGUCAAGACAAGUAAAGCAACGAUUCCAUUUGAAACUCGUGCCCAGCAAGCGCCAUGUGAAGUUUCACAAUUACUGCUGAAAUUGAUGGCCAGGAAGAAAUCAAAUCUCUGCGUUGCAGUGGAUGUUGAUCAAGCCAAUGAUUUAAUAGACCUCGCCAAGCUUCUUGCACCAUACAUUUGCAUUCUAAAGACUCACGCAGACCUCACUAAAAAUUUCACCGAUGAGAUAUCGCGCCAGCUCCACGCACUAGCCAAGCAGGCUGACUUCAUGAUUUUAGAAGACAGAAAAUUUGCUGACAUUGGGAACACAGUUGCCAAGCAAUACUCCGGAGGAUGUUUUGAGGUGUCUCGCUGGGCCGACCUUGUUACAGUUCACUCGCUCCCUGGUGAUGGAAUUGUUAAAGCCCUAGAAGAAGAGAAUGCGAAGAUUGAGGAACCACGAGGCUGCUUCCUUCUUGCUGAAAUGAGCAGCGAAGGAAACCUUAUCACAACUGAAUACAUUAAAGGAUCUACUCAGAUGGCCAGCAAAUUCCCAAAAACUGUGGCAGGCCUUGUUUGCCAAUCGCUGCUUCUCGCUGAUCAGCCAGGAAUAGUGCAGCUCACUCCUGGGGUUCGCAGAGGAGAAAUCAAAGAAGACAGUCUGGGUCAACGGUGGGUCACCCCCGAGGAGGCAGUUAUUGAAAAGGGAGGUGAUGUAAUUGUUGUAGGCCGGGGCAUCACUGGUGCAAAAUGUCCAGAAAAGGAGGCCAAACUAUAUCAAGAAGAGUUGUGGGCUGCUUAUGAAAAGAGAAUUGCAAUCUGAGCUUUAUAGCACAAGUUUAUUUCAAACAUACAUUCCAUUUAUUAUUUGAAAGUUGUAUGCUCCAAUAUUUUUAAACAUGACACUUUGUAUCUCAAAUAAUAAAGUUUGAGCUCUGAAAUUAACCAUCACA
This is a messenger RNA of Cloeon dipterum, 1820 nucleotides long. It is a transcript of the gene r-l, whose product is annotated as rudimentary-like. Gene Ontology annotation, molecular function: orotate phosphoribosyltransferase activity; orotidine-5'-phosphate decarboxylase activity. The record is from RefSeq and is a predicted model, not a curated record. Gene Ontology annotation, biological process: 'de novo' UMP biosynthetic process; 'de novo' pyrimidine nucleobase biosynthetic process. Lineage: Eukaryota; Metazoa; Arthropoda; Insecta; Ephemeroptera; Baetidae. The transcript has 8 exons. Bases 254 to 1690 code for a protein of 478 amino acids.